This is a messenger RNA of Aureobasidium pullulans EXF-150, 468 nucleotides long. RefSeq lists its product as uncharacterized. The coding region runs from base 1 to 468 and encodes 155 amino acids. NCBI's taxonomy places the organism in Eukaryota, Fungi, Ascomycota, Dothideomycetes, Dothideales, Saccotheciaceae. The transcript has a single exon. The record is from RefSeq and is a predicted model, not a curated record.
AUGCGUCAGUCCUUCAGACUUGCACCAACCAUCAGACAAGUAUCGACGACAACCUCAAGUCAGAUUUCCAGACAAGCAACAAGAAGCAUGGCUUGCGAUAUGAUCAUACCUCAACCAUCGCCAUGGGAAUAUAUCUGCCCCAUCACGCAAGAAUUCCACGCCCAAAAGUCAGCACCAUCGGAUAUUCCGUCUGCCUCUACGAUGAGAAGACUGUAUUCUCAAGUACCUCUUCCUGAAGCUUCGCAAAUUACAACAUCAACUCUGCAACAAUCCAACGAGAGCAAGAUCGAAUCACCAACUCCGGAGAAACUGGAACAACGCGCACGAACAAUCCAGAGAGCGAGUAAAUAUGGCUAUGAGCCUAUGCUCGAGGGAAUGACGGAUUUGGGAAUGCUAGAGAUUUUCAGGAGAGCCAAGCAGCUGAAAAAGGCAGCGAGGGAGCAAGCUGCGGUUGUGCAAGAAAGCUGA